GGCUGCUAGGAGACAAGAACAGAGAGGGGGAGGAAUUGACAGAAACUGUUUCAGAAUCUCUGUCCUCCAACUUGGACAACGCCAUAUCAUACAGCCUGGUCUUGAGCCUGCUUGGCCUCCUGUAUUUGGUUCACAGCAGUUAUGUCACACUUCGUUGGUUCAACGGGGAAAGGUAUCCGACCCUCUGCUUCUCUCCAUCAGAGCUGAAAACAUUCCUUAGCAGGAUCCAGGCAACUGAACCAAUGUGUAAUAUCAAGGUGAGUGGAGGCCAAUGCUUCCCCCCAAACAGAACCACACUAACCAAGGACUUUGUUCCACACCUCUGGACAGAGUUCACCGAAUCCAUAGAUGUGGUUGGAGCCCGUAAGAACAGGAUUGAAUCUGCUAUUAAUAUAUCGGAUGUGCUAGAGGAGCUGCUGAGAAAGAACAAAGUGUUCAUCAUGGAUAUCUCCAUCGAUCUGAUGCCAGAGGAUAGGCUUAGCUCCAGAAAUACUCACAAAUUCGUCUCCAAGGUUUUGGAUACAGCUUCGACCAAGUUUCGGAACACCACUUCGGCAUCUUACAAUAUUCAGAUACCGACAAUAUCGAGCAGUUUGGAGAUACGAACCCCUAUACAGCUUAAAGACGGAGCCCUUGCAACACAACCAGAGGAUGAUCUGCUAAAAAUGAACGGACCUAAGAUGUCAGCUAUAGUUCAUCGUGAACUUGAUCUCCCGGCUUUCUGGUACUUUAUGUGGAAACAAAGACACUUCCUUCAAGUAAUCUCAACCAUCUUCCCUCCCCUUGGUAUCUUCUUCAACUAUCUACUAGAGGAUGGAUCUCAACGUCACAACCUGGAUAUCACAAUCAAGUACAGUUUUGUUCCCCAGACUGACCCUCCUUACCAGCUGGACAAAUCAGUCCCGGAUAUAGACUUCUCAGAACCACAGAAGAUCACUAUCCUGAUGCCCUGUGAAAGAUUUCUAGUUCCCCGAGACAGUCUCAGUAGAAUUAUAACUGGGGAAAUAGACUGGAGGCAGAACAGACAUCUUCGAAGAACUCCCAGUACUGAGUCAUCUCCCCCUAUCCUGACUCCCCAUACAUCAAAUAUGGCCGCCCUGCUGGAGCGUACUGAAGAAUACAGUAGAAGAUCUCGUAAUUCGAGCACAGAGGAUGCUCCUCACAGGGGGAUGGAAGGGGACAGCCCCCCCUCAUAUACAGCAGUAUUUAUCAAGGAAGCAGAGGGGCUCACACCCCCACCAGACUAUUCGAACUGUAAACCUCCACAGGGGACUUCCAAGUCUUUCUUCUAAAUGGACAAAAAGUGACUUAUAUGAAAAACAAUCAAGUGGAAAGUGAUUUAUUAAAAUAAUUUGAUAUGUUGUGUAUUAAAUGUAUAAUAUUGUUUUAAUGUUGGAUGUUUUUGUUGCGUAUUCCUGUUGAUAUUUAAUCUAAAUCAAAAGCAACCCCCAAAAUUAGAGCAAAAUCAACUCUUAAAAUACCAGCAAUUAAAUCUUUUUCAGUGACAGUUUUUUUUUCAAAAGAAACUUACGCUGUAUUUAUAUUAACUGCAAAAAGGAAUUUAUAAUUUAACUUUUAAAUUCCGUUUAGGAGCAAUUAAA
Eurytemora carolleeae is the source of this 1601-nucleotide messenger RNA. RefSeq lists its product as uncharacterized. NCBI's taxonomy places the organism in Eukaryota, Metazoa, Arthropoda, Copepoda, Calanoida, Temoridae. Bases 243 to 1292 code for a protein of 349 amino acids. The record is from RefSeq and is a predicted model, not a curated record. The transcript has 15 exons.